Messenger RNA from Suillus paluster, 684 nucleotides. RefSeq names its product NdufA6 NADH-ubiquinone oxidoreductase 14.8 kDa subunit. The coding region runs from base 57 to 455 and encodes 132 amino acids. The transcript is spliced from 3 exons. The record is from RefSeq and is a predicted model, not a curated record. Lineage: Eukaryota; Fungi; Basidiomycota; Agaricomycetes; Boletales; Suillaceae. Gene Ontology annotation, biological process: response to oxidative stress.
UCAGCAACUCCACUUGAAUCGUUUUGCAACGCUACAGUUCCGCAUUCAAGUCGACCAUGACAACAAUACCUUCCCGACUCGCGCAGGUAACGCGCAUUUCAAGCAGCCGCGCAGAUGCGCGCCUUCGCGUUAUUGACCUAUACAGGGGAUGGGUCCGUGCUGCUCCUGAGAUUUGUACCCUUUACGCGUUGAGCGUCACACCAGCCUACGUGCGGCAUUGCAUUCGCCAGAAGUUUGAGCAAAACCGCCACGUAACAGACCCCCGCGCCAUCGAGGUGUUACUGCUCAAGGGCCAGCAGGAAUUGCAGGAGACGGUGAACUGCUGGAAACAAACGGACCAUAUAUAUGGGAUUUUGCUCAAAAAUCAGGAACGGCCACAGCGGACAUUCCUGCAGAAGUUCUAUGAGGGUCGUGACGAGGAUGUUGUUCUUCCCGCCGCAUCUGGCGUUGUAUAGGCUAUUAGAAGAGAACGAUCAGACUUGUUUCUUCUGGCAUCAUUAAUUCCUUUCGAGUCCUUGAUUGACGUGGGUGAGUGGUUGGUGGAUGGAUGCACCCCUUGUGCGGCAUUGGCCGUCAUCGUUCCCGGGCCUGCCCUACAGUUUCAUGCCAGUUUGAAUUUGUGUCCGACGAUAGUUAUUUUUCAGAACACCUCCUGGUUCUGAGGGGUGACUCGCAGCUUGGUGA